This is a messenger RNA of Ananas comosus (pineapple), 1700 nucleotides long. RefSeq lists its product as uncharacterized. The transcript is spliced from 2 exons. The coding region runs from base 330 to 1445 and encodes 371 amino acids. NCBI's taxonomy places the organism in Eukaryota, Viridiplantae, Streptophyta, Magnoliopsida, Poales, Bromeliaceae. The record is from RefSeq and is a predicted model, not a curated record.
UAUAAGGUUAGAAUUGUAGCAGUCCCCCAGGGUUUAGUGGUGGAUUGAGUAUGUGAUUGAUUGAAUAGUAUAAUAUAAACAAUAAAAUUAAUUAAAUGUAAAUUUAAUGGUUAAAAAAUCAAUAACAGACUUUAUGUAUAUGAGUUACUAAACUAUAGGGCAAAAACCUUUUAAACCAACGGCAAUUUCCGUAAACGCUGCGGUAACAACACCACGUAGGUGAUCCCACCCCGUCGGCGUUGCUUCCCUCCUCGACGCUCGUGCUUUCUUGAUUCAAAGAUUCCAAAAUAAUCUAUCAAAUAAUUAAUUAUUUCCCCGGUUUCCCCUCCAUGGCCGGCGAAGAAGCCCUAAAACCAAAAGUCGGCGACUCCCUGCUCUCCUCCAUGGCCGUCUCCCUCCUCUCCUCCAUCGCCGCCGCCGCCUCCUCUAAACUCCCCCUGCAGCACCAAUCCCUCCUCCGCCUCCUCCGCCGCGCCCUCCUCCUCCUCCUCCACGCCCUCCUCACCCUCCUCUUCCUCCUCCUCCCCCCGGUCAAUCCUAAGCCCCCGGCCCCGAUCCCCCGCGCCUCCCCCGCGGCCGCGCGCGCCCUCUCGCACGUGCUCGCCGUGGUGGCCCGCGUCCCCGUCGCCUCCCGCAAGUACGAGGCCGUCCGCUCCCUCGCCGAGCGCCUCCUCGACGACAACCUCCGCUUCUCCUGCGUCGGCGGCGGAGGGGCCGUUCUCGGGGAGCUCAACCGCGCCGCGCUCUCCGACGCGUUCGCUCGCACGCUGCGGCGCCUCGACGCCGCCGCGGCGGCGGCGGCGGCGGCGGGAGGGGAUGGCGGGGUGGAGAUGGUGGUGGGGGCGGUGAAAUCGAGGCUGCGUCGGUGGUGGUGGUCGGCGGCGGCGAUGGAGGGGGAGGAGGAGUACGAGGCGGUGGGACGACCGGCGGAGAAGCUGGCGGCGGAGAUGCUGUGGCUGGGGCAGAAGAUGUCGGAGUGCGGGGCUGCCGGUGAGGCGGUCGCGCUCUGGGGCGCCGCGUCGGCUCUCGCCCGCCGAUCCCUCGCCGUCGAGCCGCGGCUCCAGGCGGCCUUGCUCCGAGUUUCAGUUUUCUUAUUCAAGCAUGCCAACUCUAAACAAUUCGAAGAAGGUAAACAAGGGGAAGAAGAGAAGGAGAGGAUCAUCGCUGAUGGUCGGCUGGCCAUGUUGAUGUCGUGGCUGCCGCUUCUCUGCCAAGCAAGCAACGGCACGGAUUCUCCCGUAUUGAGCAGCAGGGAGAAAGAAGAGAUGGUGAGAGUGUUAGAGGAACUUAUUGAGAAGCUGAGUUGGGAGCAGCAGGAAGAGGUUUUGGCUCUCUGGCUUCACCACUUCGCCUCGUUCCCGGACUCCGAUUGGCCUAACCUGGAGGCCUCCUAUACCCGGUGGUACGCGGAAGCGCGCAAGCUCCUUUUGAAGUAUAGCCCAUAAAUUGAGAACGUAUUGAAAGCAAACAUAGUUUAAAUUCGAGGUAUAGUAAUUACUUAAAAGAAAAUGAUGUAUAAUGGUUAUGACGGUAAUAUAGGUAGCCCAGUACGUAGCUGAAUUAAAGUAGGACAUUAUUCUGUUCAUUAUUAUGGUAGUUUAUUAUUAUGAAAUAACUCUGGCUGGUUUCAGCUGAAGCACUGUACGAAGAGCUUUAGUCAGAUUUAUAUAUCUAUUCAUAGGAUGAAUCAGAUUAGCCUA